AUGGAGUGGCUAGGGUUUCCGAUUAAGAACCGCGAUACCUCUCUGAACCCCGAUUGGAGCUCUCCGGUAGAGCUACUUCAGAGCUACACCAAACCUGAGGCUUCUAUCUGGGCAAGGUAUCUGAGUAAACUUCUUCCGGAUUCCGCACCAAAUCAACCAGAAUCAUUGCAAGAUGUUCUCAGUGGAGAAAUGCUCAGUGCUGGUAUUAACAUGGUGGGUUUUAGUUGGAUAACUUCUUCUGCAGCAACAGAACUUGAAAUGAUUGUCCUGGAUUGGCUUGCUAAACUUCUUAAGCUUCCUGAUGAUUUCCUUUCAACAGGCUGUUGAGAUUGGAAAGCAGCUUGCAAGAAAGCACUUCAUCCAUCAUGUCUUCAGAUUUUCCCUCUGUUGCUCUCCAGCCCUGUUCUUCUUCUUCCAUACGCUCGCUCCCGAAACUGCUGCUCUCCAGGUAAGAUCACUCUUUUCAUUUUAUGCGGUGACUAUGUACUAGAUUUUAUUUGUUUAUAGAUUGUAUACAUUUUAUUUAGAUAUAGAUUGUAUAGAU
Camellia sinensis is the source of this 544-nucleotide messenger RNA. NCBI's taxonomy places the organism in Eukaryota, Viridiplantae, Streptophyta, Magnoliopsida, Ericales, Theaceae. The record is from RefSeq and is a predicted model, not a curated record.